This is a messenger RNA of Blepharisma stoltei, 447 nucleotides long. Lineage: Eukaryota; Ciliophora; Heterotrichea; Heterotrichida; Blepharismidae. The record is from the annotation of a GenBank genome assembly.
AUGGAGAAAAUUUUAAAAAAUGGAUGAAAAAAGUACAUGUUUUUCAUAUGCAAAAAAAGAGUGAAAAAAGUACUCAUAAAAUUUUUUAACAGUGCAAAUUUUGGAUGAAAAAAGUACAAAGGGGAAAAAAUCAGAGGAAAAAAGUACAUUGACUUUUUGGAGAACUUUUUGGGACGGCAAAAAUACUGCAAGGCUCUGCAAAAAACUGCAAGGCCAGUAAAAAAAUGGCAAAGCCAAGCAAAAAAAUGCAAAACUUGCAAAAAUUUUUGCAAGUUUUGCAAAAACAUUAACAAAAGCAAAAGCAAUUUUAAAAAAAAAAGCAAAGCCAUGCAAAAAUUUAAAAAAAAAUUAAAAAUUUCGCAAAGCAGGCAAAACUUUUGCAGGGUGGCAAAAAAGUUGCAAAAAUUGGCAAAAAUCACGAUUAGAAAAUUUAACAGUAAAAUUUAA